Molecule: messenger RNA, 3502 nt
Organism: Falco peregrinus (peregrine falcon)
Lineage: Eukaryota; Metazoa; Chordata; Aves; Falconiformes; Falconidae
Gene: NEDD1
Product: NEDD1 gamma-tubulin ring complex targeting factor
Exons: 16
Coding region: 23-2374 (783 amino acids)
Biological process (GO): microtubule nucleation; mitotic cell cycle
Cellular component (GO): centriole; spindle pole; ciliary basal body
Molecular function (GO): gamma-tubulin binding
Source: RefSeq, a predicted model, not a curated record
UUGGGACGGGCUGGGAAGUUGGAUGCGGCGCGGAAAGUCGGCACGCGAGGGAGGGCGCGCGGGAGGGCGGCGCUCAUUGGCCGGGAGUGCGUGCGGACCCCGUAGAGAACCGGGAGCAGGAGGGCCCGAGCCAAUCGGGGCGGCCGGCGCCUGGUGGCGGGUCCGAUCCCUGAGGAGGCGCAGGGCCGGGCCGGGCCGGGCGGCGGAGGGGCUCGGGCUCGGGCUCGGUGCGGUGCCCACCCUUCCAGGUGGGACAGCGGCGGCGGGGGAGGCGGGCGUCCCGUCACAUCCCGUCACAUCCCGUCCCGUCCUAUCCCGCCCCGCCCCGCGGGGAGAGCGCGGAAGGUGGGAACGGCCCGCAGCGGGGCCCCGCCUUGGUGCAGCCAUGCAAGAAAGCAUACGUUUUGCUUCAGCAGGAGAUGAUGUUAAAAUAUGGGAUUCCAUAUCUCUAACUGUGGUGGAGCAGUUCAACCCACAUACACCCCCACACCCAGUCAGCUCGCUGUGUUGGGCCAGCAAUAAUAGAUACCUGGCCACUGCUUCUGCUGCUGGUGAUAAAAUAGUUGUUUGGAGUUGUAAAAGCAAGCCUGUUCCACUCUUUGAAAUAGCUGAAGGAGCAAAACAGACAUGUGUGAGCUUGAAUUCUAGUUCUUCAUAUAUUGUGAGUGGAGGCCUUGAUAACACUGUUAAUAUCUGGGAUCUGAAAUCCAGAAGGCUUUACCGUAGCCUUAAGGAUCAUAAAGAUGAAGUCACAUGUGUUACAUAUAAUUGGAAUGAUUGCUACAUUGCUUCUGGAUCUUUGAGUGGUGAAAUUAUCCUACACAGCGUCACCACCAAUUUAUCAAGUACUCCCUUUGGUUAUGGCAGCCGUCAGCCUAUUCGACACUUGAAAUAUUCAGCCUUUAAGAAAUCCUUGCUGGGCAGUGUUUCUGACAGUGGAAAUGUAACUUUGUGGGAUGUAAAUAGCCAGAACCCAUAUCAUAAUUUUGAAAACCCUCAUAAAGCACCAGCUUCAGAAAUCUGCUUUUCUCCAGUCAAUAAGCUGCUGGUUGCAACUGUAGGUUUAGAUAAAAGAAUUAUUCUCUAUGACACUUCAAGUAAAAAGUUACUGACAACAAUAGUAGCUGAUUUUCCUCUGACAACAAUGGACUUCAUGCCUGAUGGUACUACUUUGGCGAUAGGAUGUUCCCGGGGAAAAAUCUACCAGUAUGACUUAAGACUACUGACAUCACCGAUGAAAACAGUUGUUGCUCACAAAGGCUGUGUAAAAUGCAUACGUCUUCAGUGCAGUAGCACUUUUUCCAAGUCUAACCUUACGGGUUCUUCAAAUAAACCUGUAUCCAAAAGAGUAGAAGUCAAAACUGGUAGCCAUCUUGGAGGAAUUCAAAAUACUGACAUCAAAAAUGUUGCCUCUCAAGCAUCAGCCACAGUUUCGUCUCAUCUGACGUUGCCAAAUGAGAAUAAGGGAGGAGACAUUCCUCAGGAGAAAACAGGCUUCCCCCAUAGUUGCAGCUUGGAUGUGAUUCCAUCUAAAGAAACAGAUCAUGGGAAAAGUGCGGUUUUGAAUAAAUUUGGUGAUUUGAGUCGAAGUAGUAUAGGAGAUGUGUUUUCUCCAGUCAGAGAUGAUGAUAUUGCAAAUAAAGCGAAUGAAGAUCAUGAAGGAAAAGGAGAUGGUCUGGAUUAUCAGUCCUACGUUUUGGGUUUGGAUUUUCUCCCACAGCUCACUACUGCUCUUCCAGUAAAAAGAAACCCAGUGGGCUGCAGUGCACAAGGGAUAGGGUCUAGCCCAUUACAUGCACUUGUGGGAUCUCCAGUUAAAGAAGAGGAAGAACAUCCAGAGACUGACACUAAGAAAACGAAUCUUGGAAAACAAGAAACUAAAGAAGGCUUAAAGCAGCUUUCAAAAUCAAGCUCAUCAAGUGUAGAAUCUGUAACUUCAAGUCAUCCACCACCGUCCACUGCUAUAAAGGCUCCUGAUACAAAUGAAAGACUAGUGAAGAAUAUUCAGGCCCAUCCUGCAUAUGAUCUACCAGUAAAUGGUACUACCUCAACAAGUCCAAAGAUAGUAUCACCUGUCACUGCUGGAGUUGCAAGUUCAUUGUCAGAAAGAAUAGUAGAAACCAUUGGGAGUAGCAGACCAAAUGCACCGCUGACAUCAAUCCAAAUAAACUUCAUUCAGAAUAUGAUACAAGAAACAAUGGAUGACUUCAGGCCAGUGGUACCCAUAGCGCAGUAUUUGGUCUCAGAUGAUUGCGCUGUGAUGUGCUGUUCAGGAAGAGCAUAUGAGCUUGCCCGCUUUUUUAGAAGCAUGCCAUCGGGAUAUUGUGAAUUUGCAAGUGGAGAUGAUCAAGCAAUUCCAUAUGCAGUUGAAUGAAAUGCAUGCUUUACUUGAAAGAUACUCUGUAAAUGAAAGCUUAGUAGCUGAAAUUGAGAGACUACGAGAGGAAAACAAAAGGCUGAGGACUCACUUCUGAAAGAUUUACGCUGCUACUCUGAAAGAUUUAGCAUGAACUCACUACAGGUGGUAUGUUGCUUAUGACAGAUCAUCCAUCAUCACUGAAUUAUUGUAUGAAGAUCUGCUAUUAUUUUGAACAUGAAUCUUUUCUUUUAAAUAAAGGGUGUAAGAUACUAUAUGUAAUUAUAAAAUUUGUAACAGAUAAACAUUGUAUAAAAAAGUUUGUGUGCUUAUGCUAACCACUUUGAACUACUUCCUCCUAACAGAAAAACUAAGAGGAUAAGUACAUUAUCCGCACUUUUAGCAACAUGUGAAGUGCCUUUUUAUAAACAAAACCAAACCAGGUUGGAUGCCUUUUCUGUACGAAAUUUUUGAUAUACCUACUUUUCUAUCUGCUUCUCUAUUUUACUGCUGUCAGAAACAAUUACUGUAGCUUGCCUUUCAGAUACUUUUUCUUAGAGAAAAAGGGGAGACAGCGCUCAUCUUCUGCAUGACAUGGAAUCCUGUUUAUAAGGACCUGGAAAGUACAGUAUUUGGUUAACUUUAUUCUGUUGGCAACUUUUCUAUCCUAAGUAAAACUAGAGCUUGAAAAUACUCCCAAAUUCAGUGCCGUGAUCUUUCUUACUGUAUUUGUAAGUCUGACAUUUGUGCUUGUUUGCUGUAAACUUUGUUGUUGCAAAUGCUACUGCAACUGCACAGUGAAUCUAUUACAACUUCAGCUACGAAACUAGAACUCUUUUUAUUUACAUGUAUUUGAAUAUUGUCAUAGCUCGUCCACUUUGAAUGCCACUUUAGGCUUCAAAAUGUAAGUAUACUCAGCCAUUAAUAACAUUGCAUUGUGUAGAUGCAGUCUCCCAGUCUUUGACGCAUGUUUUUGCGCCCUGCCCUGCCCCACCACACUUAAUAUUGAGCAGUUGUGUUGUAGUUUUGAAUUUUGUUGGUUUAGUGUUAUUGUAGCCUUUUUGAGACAGCUGCAUACCAAAUCUAACUAUGACUUAGUUGUAUGAUUAGCAUAACAAACAUUAAAGAAAAAUCAUUACUUCAGUA